Molecule: messenger RNA, 567 nt
Organism: Ostertagia ostertagi
Lineage: Eukaryota; Metazoa; Nematoda; Chromadorea; Rhabditida; Trichostrongylidae
Source: the annotation of a GenBank genome assembly
AUGAGUGCACUCCGUGAGCGAGUUCGAAUCGAACGGCAAAUUACUCGACUACAGUAUUCGUUGUCCAUAGAUGCACUUCAGCUCAGUGAGGAAUACCAAAAAAGGAUUGAGGUCCUAAAAGCGCUGGAUUUUGUCGACUCUACUGGCAUGGUGACUUUCAAAGGUCGUGUCGCGUGUGAAAUACAUCAUCAGGAACUGCUCAUCACUGAACUGAUCCUCUCGAAAAAGCUGCACGAAAAAUCGCCAGCUGAAGUGGCGGCGAUGUUCUCGGCAACCACCUGUCAGUACAAAGGCGGUGAUGGGCCGCAGUUCGACAAGGACAGCAUUUUCCUGCAGCUAAAAGAAGACGUCCAGUCGACGAACGAUUGGAUCGAGGGACGCGCCGCAUUGGUGAAAGCUCGUAUAGCCGACGUCGGCGAAGAACUGCGCUACGAUCUCAUGGAAGUCGUGUACCAUUGGGCCAGCGAAAUGCCAUUCUCUGAGAUCAUGGCGAUGACCGAUGCUCAAGAAGGACUAAUUGUGAGAUGCAUUCAACGGUUGGGCGAAGUGUGUAAGGACGUGAGGUAA